AUUUCCCCAAGGUACAAGAACAACCGGAAGUAAUUGUCAACAGAACGUCAGGGACGUUCACAGCAAUAGUAAAAGCCAUACAAACAUCCACAGUAACAACGUCGUGGAGUAGUUUUGUCAACAUGACAGAAAUCUUCUCCUCACUGUACGGUCAGCCUGAUUCCCAGGGUCCAGUAGGACCGUCUGCGCUGGGCUUUGGAUCUGGGAAACCUCAGGUACCCCAAAACAUGGGCCCGAUGUGUUUCCCGCAUCAGAUGGUGGAUGAAGGGGGUCAGAUCAGAAAACCCUCCGCGAUGAACGAGCCCUUCUACCUGCUGCGAGAACUGCCCAUGGAGAAUGAGCUGACAGGACACACUAAUCUCAUCACACACUACAACCUGGAGCACGCUUAUAACAAGUUCUGCGGAAAGAAGGUGAAGGAGAAACUCAGUAAUUUUCUUCCAGAGCUUCCUGGUAUGAUUGACAGCCCAGGUAUUCAGGACAACAGCUCUCUGCGCUCUCUCAUUGAGAAGCCGCCAGUGUGCAACAACUCUUUCAGUCCUCUCACUGGGGUCAUGCUCACCGGCUUCAGGCUACACACUGGGCCUUUGCCAGAGCAAUACAGAUUGAUGCACAUUCAACCGCCGAAGAAGAAGAACAAACACAAACAUAAACAUCAUCGGCCUCAAGAUCCCUUACCACCAGAAACUCCAUCAGAUUCAGACCAUAAGAAGAAGAAGAAAAAGAAGGACGAUGACCCGGACAGAAAGAAAAAGAAGAAAGAUAAGAAGAAAAAGAAGAAUCGCCAUAGUCCUGAUCACCCAGGCAUGACUGGAGCUCAGCCCAGCAGCAGCAGCAGUUUGAGAUAAGAACUGCCUCAAUGGCAGAAAACCCAGGAAUUAAAGGCGUUAAAGUGAAGCACAAGCUGAAAAACUGGGCCUUUAUGGUAUGUGACAAAUUUAAUGUUGCAGUUACAGUGAGAGUCAGAUUUGUGUGUAUAUAUGUGUCAGAGUAUAUCGUUACGUAAUGUACUGAGUACCAGAACACCUGGUAAACCAUCAUAUGUUACAUUUGUAAGUGCCUCUGUAUCUAUUUAUGAGAUGGAACAUUUUUCAUUCAACUUUUUUUAAAACCUUUUUUACAAAUAAAACACAAUCAGCCAAGAAAUGGGCUGAUUUGUGACAAAA
Ctenopharyngodon idella (grass carp) is the source of this 1166-nucleotide messenger RNA. It is a transcript of the gene med19b, whose product is annotated as mediator complex subunit 19b. Gene Ontology annotation, biological process: positive regulation of transcription by RNA polymerase II. Gene Ontology annotation, molecular function: transcription factor binding; transcription coregulator activity. The coding region runs from base 123 to 848 and encodes 241 amino acids. The record is from RefSeq and is a predicted model, not a curated record. Gene Ontology annotation, cellular component: mediator complex. Lineage: Eukaryota; Metazoa; Chordata; Actinopteri; Cypriniformes; Xenocyprididae. The transcript is spliced from 6 exons.